AUGAAGUCAUUGGGCCAUGUUGAAGUGCAGCGUAUUGCGCCGGGAGAAGACGGAGAGAAGGGGCGCGACCAAAAUGCGAGCCUGGAUCACGGACCGAGCCGCAAUCCAUGCGACCCGGGAAGCGUCAACGAACAAGAAUACCAGGCAGGCGUGCACAAGGCACUGGCUUUGAACAAGGCAUGGUCGCGAACGACUCUGAUCAUCGCCUUCUCCAGUCUCUUCAUCACGACGCUGACCAUUACCUUCUCGGACUACUCGGGCAUGGUCGUCGAGCCGUACGUGACCAGCUCCUUCAAGAAGCACUCCGCCAUGAGCGCCGCCCACGUCGUCGUCAACAUCACGCGCAUCAUCGCAUACCCGGUCAUCGCAAAGCUGAGCGACGUCUUUGGGAGGGCCGAGAUGUUUGCCCUUUCCAUCUUCUUCCAGACGCUCAGCUACAUCCUCUUCGCCACGAGCCAAAACAUCGGCAACUACUUUACAGCCGGGCUCUUCGACGCCGUAGGCUCGACCGGAUUCGGCCUCACGCAGCAGGUGUUCAUCGCCGACUCGACCAGCCUCGUCGACCGCGCCUUCUGGUCCACCCUGCCGGAGACCCUCACCACCAUACCGGCGCUCUACCUCGGUUCGCUCAUGGGGCAGAGCUUCCUCACCCGUACGGGGUGGAGGUGGGCGUACGGCACCUGGGCGAUGGUCGUGCCCGUCGUGUCCGUGCCCCUCAUCGGCACCGUGAUGGUCCUCCAGCGCCGCGCCGCGAAGCAAGGCCUGCUGCCGCCUGGAGGCCCGGCCGCGGCCGCGGCGCCGUCCGCGUGGGGGCGGCUGCGCCGGCUCCUGUGGACCGAGAUUGACCUGCCGGGCCUGGUGCUCCUCGUGGCCGGGCUGUCUCUGAUCCUGAUCCCGCUCUCGCUGACCGGGUCCUUGAACCCCGGCCGGUGGAGGGAGGCGUCCUUCAUCGCCAUGGUCGUUGUCGGCGCCGUGCUCUUGGUCUCGUUCGUUGAAUGGGACGUCAAGUUCGCGAAGAGGCCGUACAUCCCCGCGCGCAUGGCCAAUCGCACCGUCAUCGCCGCUUGCCUGAUUCAGGUAUUUGACUUUAUGGAGUACAGCCUGUUCACGAUAUUCUUCUCGAGCUACUUGCAGGUCGCCGGCCACUACUCGCCCGCGCACGCGACGCGCAUAGACAACUCGCUCCGGGUGGCCUUUCAGGUCAGCGGACUGUUUGUGGCCCUCGGCAUGAAGUACACCAGGAAGUCGCGGAUGUGGGCGCUGAUGGGUCCUCCGCUGGUCAUCAUCGGCCAGGGCGUCAUGAUCUACCUGGUCAACCCGGGCGGGGACCGGAGAUCCGGCGAGGCCGCGUUCGUCGCCUGCAAGGUGAUUUCGGGGAUCGGACGGGCGCUGUUCCAGACGGCCGCGCAGGUCUCGGUGCAGGCCGCCGUGUCACAACAGGAGGUUGCCGUCGCGACGAGUCUUUUCCAGGCCGGUAACAGCGUGGGCGCCGCGCUGGGGACAAGCGUGUCCGGGGCGAUAUGGCGCAACACCCUGCCGGACAAGCUGGUGGAGUACCUUCCGGAGAGUGACAAGGGCAAGGCAAUGAGCAUCUUCCAGUCCAUCGUCAACGCGAAGAAGUACGAGAUCGGCAGCCCGGUUCGCCUGGCCAUCGACCGGAGCUUCCGCGAGUCCCAGAUGCUACUUGCCAUUGUCGCGACGGCCUUGUGCGUGCCGAACCUGGUAAUAAUGUGGUUCAUCAAGAGUAUUACGUUGGAGGACGAGAAGAAGGAGCAAGGAGAAGAGUCAGAGGCCCCAGGCGAGGGUGGAACAAGAGCCUCAGAGAAAUGA
Molecule: messenger RNA, 1830 nt
Organism: Cordyceps fumosorosea ARSEF 2679
Lineage: Eukaryota; Fungi; Ascomycota; Sordariomycetes; Hypocreales; Cordycipitaceae
Product: siderophore iron transporter mirA
Exons: 6
Coding region: 1-1830 (609 amino acids)
Biological process (GO): siderophore transmembrane transport
Molecular function (GO): siderophore-iron transmembrane transporter activity
Source: RefSeq, a predicted model, not a curated record